This is a messenger RNA of Ilyonectria robusta, 2565 nucleotides long. Its product is annotated as VRR-NUC domain-containing protein. The coding region runs from base 1 to 2565 and encodes 854 amino acids. Gene Ontology annotation, molecular function: 5'-flap endonuclease activity; flap-structured DNA binding; 5'-3' exonuclease activity. Lineage: Eukaryota; Fungi; Ascomycota; Sordariomycetes; Hypocreales; Nectriaceae. Gene Ontology annotation, biological process: interstrand cross-link repair. The record is from RefSeq and is a predicted model, not a curated record. Gene Ontology annotation, cellular component: nucleus. The transcript is spliced from 2 exons.
AUGGAUGCAUUCGUAACGAGGCUCUCGAAACCAAAGAGCGAACUGGGCAAUAAUACUCGAGCCAGCCCACCUGUUGGGCCAGACACAGAGAGACCGUCAAAGCGAGUCAAACGAAAGGAAGCCAGAGAGCUUGAAUCCGAUCAAACAGACUCUUCUUCCCCAGAAAAAGACUAUGAACCAAAGGUUGCAGACGAAGGCUGCUCCGAUGAUCAGGAACAAUAUGGCAGACAUCAGAUGACGGAGUUUGAGAGUGCGCUGCCGCCCACUCAAAUUGACAAGGAAGCUAUCGAAGAGUACGAGGCGAUGAAGUCAUCGCAAAUGAGUGCUGCAGACAACGAUGGGACAUCUGAGAAAACCCAACCGCUCUGGGUCAAGGGCAAAAGCUCCAUAUAUGUGGACGCUUUCAAUCUUGCUUUGGAUACUGUGUUAGACGAAGAGUCGCAUUUGUUUGAUGAAAAAGAAAUGGAUGUCUUCCGUCAAUGGAAAGAACUAGACUAUGAGGCACAGUAUUUAUAUGUUCGAUUAUUUCUGAGAAAGACAGCGUCGUGGCACCGACGCAGUCGUCUCGGCUACCACAACGACAUUUCGAACAUCGAUGCCGCAGUUGAAACACUUCAAAAAUGCCAGACACUCCCUUGCUGCUCUACUGUGCCCGCCUCAAGUCCACUGGAGGGCAUUGACCUAGAGCAAUUCAACCUGGGAGAGAGCUUCACAUUUGCCGAUGCAUCAGAAGAUCACAUCAAUUCCCUUGAAGAAGCAGCCUCGCUUCUGAGUCUGGAUGAACUGAAGGCUUUGGGGAAAGAAGCUAAAUUUCAGGGCCGGAACAAGCCAGAGCUCAUCAAAUCACUUACUCGGAUGAGUCGCCAACAGACAGGAUUGAUGGCCCUCGGGCUCAGUCGACACAACAGCCGUGACUCACCCGCCCCGGAAGAUCGGGAAGACUUGAAGCCGAGAGUCAGCGGAACCCCCCAAGGAGAUGAUUGGGACCGGAAGCAACAUUUCUUAAACAAGACGCUUACGAUUCUUGGCCCAUGCAUCCGGUUGUCCCCUGGAGCAUUCACACUCUUCGAGCGUGUUCAUUUGGUCUUUUACCGGUCGACAGAAUGGACAGAGAAGUCCCUCACUACCAUCAUCCUUGCUAAAAUGGCCCGCCGACACUUCCCCGAGUACAUUGUUUGCCGGACCUCGACAAUAUUUGCAUCCCGGAUGCACUUGCUGGAAUAUGAAACCGCAAUACGGCUUGAAGCGGAAGUUGACCGCAUUAUGGAGUUCAAUGGGCCGCCUGGCGAAGAGGGUUUCAGGAAGAUUAUCAGCACUUUUGAAAAGUUGUAUCCUCGAUGGAAAGCUUUGGUCGAGGAAGAGAGUCGCAAAGAACAAGUCGUGUAUGAGAUGGGUGAAGGUGCCUAUCUGAGGAGGUUUACUCCUGGCCAUUCAUACACGAGGAUUGUGCACAAGACCGCCCAUGUAUUUGGAAGGCUCAAGGAACACCUCAAAGAACAGGAGUUGCUCACUGAGCUUCUUGACCAACGCCUGUUCCAGAUGGCUAGACGAGGCGGCUGGUAUCAGCGAAAGGCUCUUUUAGAAGAGCAUUAUAUGCCCACACUAGACCCGAAACCUAUCUCGACGGACCUGGAACAACAAAAGAAACAUUGGAAAAGAAUUGCGGUGGCCACCUGUGAGGCCGGCCUCCAGGACCCCAACUGCCACCUCAUCUUCCAUUAUGAUCUUCAAAAACGCCUUGUGAAGUUGGAGAAGAAACUCCGCAUCCCGCGUCGCUUGCAGCAUGACUUUGGCCAUGUCGGGCUACAAAAGCCCACGGAACAUUUCGUCAAAGGGAUUCAACUAAAACGGGAAGUGCCAGCCAAGGCUGGCCGUCAAGCUUCAACCAAGACAAUAUGGCUUGAAUCAGGAGACACAAAUGCAGAGUGCAGUGUGGAAGAAAUGUGUCUAAGCCACUAUCGAUCUGAGGGUUGGAAAGGGUAUCACUCUGAGGGUGGCAUAAUCCGCACUCUCUUUGCGUACCUCUUCUACGACAUUCUCUUUCUGUACAUACCGAAUGUUUUCCAAACGGCAUAUCAGACUUGCCCUCUGGACUUGCAUACCGACGCAUUCUUCCCUGCCCGUGCCUCAGAAGUCAACCACCGCCUAGUUGAGAUUGCCAAUGGGGAGGGUGGGCGGUUGGUGCGUGAAGUCUGGAACAGGGAGAACGAACACAGGACCAGCGUAGCGGGACUGAAUUGGGACUUUGACGUCGAGGACUUGGUUGAGCUGGUGGGAUGCUUUGAGGGAAGCGCCUUGGCAGCCGUAUGCAAAGUGAUGGCACAGGAAUACAGGCAACGGGGCGGUGGCAUCCCAGACCUGAUUCUCUGGCGCACUGGAAACGACACAGGGGAUCCUUCUGGGGAUCCUGGCAAGGCCAAGGGGGAAGUCAUGUUCUCGGAGGUGAAGAGCGCGAACGACCGAUUGAGCGACACCCAGCGGCUUUGGAUCCAUGUUCUCACGGGGGCAGGGGUCAAGGUCGCGCUAUGCAACGCAGUGGCGGAGGAGGUGAGGGAGGUGGAUUGA